AUGCGUUUCAUCCUCUUGGUUUUGAUCAACUUUGCGCUCGCCUGCCUGAUCCUGGCGAGGGCCAACACGGAGGAGCUGGACAAGCAGCAAAUCUCCCAUGACGAAGCCUCACUGAAGGGCAAAGCAAACAAAGCAGCAGUCAAGUUGGACCCACCGACGACGCCUUCUCAUUUGAGUUUCUUUUUGCGCCAUUUGUCCACCACCAGAGCACCGACGACAGCGGCAAGCGCGUCCACGAAGCGCUUGAGCACCGUUAGUGCUGCGAAAACUGCGCACACCUCAGCCACCAAAGCCUCCAAGCAUCAAGAGAGCAAAACCCCCAGCAAGAUCAACAAAGGGAUCACUUAUCAGACAACAAACAAGAAUGAAGUCCAAGGAACCACAAAAGUCCACAGAAAGAUCGAAGGAAACCGCACCACGCCCAGCACUAGAGAACACAGCAAAACCACUAGCAAAAUGAGCGACAAGCCCACCUCCAAGUCACAUGUGAAGGCCAUCAAACGCGACCCCAAGGCGCCCAUCAAGCAUGACUCUAAGGCACCGAUAAAGACGGAAACAAAAUCCAACUCCAAGCAUGAAUACAAAACGACGACAAAGAGCGAAAUGAAGGCUACAGCUAAGACCCCCACAAGGACCGAUACAAAAUCCCAUUCCAGCCGCAAACCAAUCGCCAAGACUAGCCACAAGAGCGCCGUGAAACCCACCCACAAGUCGGACAUCAAGGCUCCCAAGCACGACCCAGAGGCCACAUCAAAGAGCAAAACAAAACCGGCCACUAGCAGUGCCAAAACAAAUACGAAGCUCACCACCAAGAUCGAUGCAAAACCCACCACCAAAUCUUACAGCAAGAGCACGCAGCACGACAUCAAGGCAAAGUCCGACAUGAAGGCUCCUAGGACCGAAACCAAGCCAACCACAAAGACAGACACAAAGGCUCACCCCAAGCAAGAAUCUGCGACAACGACGAAGACUGAUUUGAAGAGCAGCACCAAUGCGCCAACAAGGAUCGACACAACGCCCACAGCCACCAGUAUCAAGGCCACGCAGCCAGACACCAAAAGUCCAUCCACAAAGGUCGAGACAACAGCAAAGUCUAGAGCAGAAGAUGCGAGAACUACCCAAGGUGACAUCAAGACUAGCAGCAGCAAUGCCCCGACUGUGAUGGAGACAAAACCCACCACACCAAGCACUAUCAAAGCCACCACAAAACACGCCGAGAGUAAGUCCGAUCACGUGCCCGUUGCCAAAACCCAUGCGAAGACAGACAACAAAACCCAUUCGAAAUCGCACUCCAAGGCAAACACCAAAGCGCAUUCCAAGACCCACUCCAAGACCCAUCCAAAGACGGAUAAUACAAACCACCUAAAGACGAACACCAAGAGUCACAGCAAGGCACAUGUCAAGAACGAGCAAAAGACCCAUGGCAAGGCACACGCCAAGCCCCACUCCAAGACCCAAUCGAAGACUCAGCCCAAGAGCCAUAGAAAGAGUCUCUCCAAGACACACACCAAGACGCAGCCUCCCCACAAGACGGACACCACCAAAGCCCCUGCAAAGACUCAAAAGAUUCGCCGCUCCAGCAAUGAAACUGCUGUGCUCAAGCCUGAUGUAAUCAGCGCAGGCAAUGGAUCUAAUUGGAAGCUACUGGAGACACCCAAGCCAGAAGCGAUAACAACAACGCCUGUGACUAAUAUCAAGGCAGAAGGAUUAUCCCCUACGCCUACAACUGCUCCUGUCAAGGGAGAAAUAAUAUCCACUACGCACGCUGCCCCUCCUGUCCAAGGAAAAAUAUUAUCCACAACUCUCGCAGCUACUUCUGUCAAGGGAAAAAUAUUAUCCACAACGCCCGUGGCUGCUCUUGUCCAGGAAGAUAUUUUAUACACUCCGACUCCAGUAGCUUCUCCUUUGGGAGGAAAAAUAUUAUCCACAACUCUCGCAGCUUCUUCUGUCAAGGGACAAAUAAUAUCCACUACGCCCGUGGCUCCUAUCAAAGGAAAAUUGAUAUCCGCAGCUCCAGCAGGUUCUGCUAUCAAAGCAGUCAUUUUAUCCACUACUCCCGCAGCUCCACUCAAAACUCCAUCCAUUGCUGAGACUUUGCCUGCCAGCACCACUGGUCGUCCCGUGCUUGAGGGCUUCGCUCUAGUCGAAGCGUCGAGCCUGCAGGAGGUGGAUCUUGCCAUACACAAAAUGAUGGAAAGCACCACAGCGGACAUCAAGAGUAAAGGAUUUCGCUGA
Molecule: messenger RNA, 2235 nt
Organism: Drosophila guanche
Lineage: Eukaryota; Metazoa; Arthropoda; Insecta; Diptera; Drosophilidae
Product: neurofilament heavy polypeptide-like
Exons: 1
Coding region: 1-2235 (744 amino acids)
Source: RefSeq, a predicted model, not a curated record